Messenger RNA from Pungitius pungitius (ninespine stickleback), 660 nucleotides. RefSeq names its product ventral anterior homeobox 2 (gene vax2). Gene Ontology annotation, cellular component: nucleus. The record is from RefSeq and is a predicted model, not a curated record. The coding region runs from base 178 to 651 and encodes 157 amino acids. Gene Ontology annotation, biological process: central nervous system development; neuron differentiation; regulation of transcription by RNA polymerase II. The transcript has 2 exons. Gene Ontology annotation, molecular function: DNA-binding transcription factor activity, RNA polymerase II-specific; RNA polymerase II cis-regulatory region sequence-specific DNA binding. NCBI's taxonomy places the organism in Eukaryota, Metazoa, Chordata, Actinopteri, Perciformes, Gasterosteidae.
GGGGGGGGUGUCGGGACAGAAGGACAUGCUUUCCACGUCUCCGGAGAACACUUGCAAAGAGGAGACGAACAUAGAAAGGCGAGGGUGAGCAGCAGCGACAGGAGGAAGGAAGGAAGGAAGGAAGGAAGGGUGGAAGGGAGGGAUCGUCUUAAAGAGUGCAACUUCGACUACUUGUAGAUGUUCGAUCAGGCCACGACUAUGGGCGAUGGGAACCACCGCUGUGGACCCAACCCGCUGUGUCCGGACCGGAUGGAGACAAAGUGCCGCGCCGAGAUAGGGAGCCGGUCCCCUGCUCAGAGCACCACCGACACCCCGGGGACAUCGGCGUCCACCCCGACGUCGUCCAGCGAAGACGGACACGACAAACUUUUGGGAGUGGACCCGGACUACUGCCGGAGGAUACUAGUGAGAGACGCCAAAGGCACCAUCCGGGAGAUCGUGCUGCCGAAGGGCCUCGACCUGGACCGGCCCAAGCGCACGCGGACCUCCUUCACCGCCGAGCAGCUGUACCGCCUCGAGCUGGAGUUCCAGCGGUGCCAGUACGUGGUGGGCCGCGAGCGCACCGAGCUCGCGAGGCAGCUGAACCUCUCCGAGACGCAGGUGAGUCCCUCGGCGAGGAGCGGGUUGAACUCAGACGUCUCGAACCCUUGAUGAAGGAAA